Limulus polyphemus (Atlantic horseshoe crab) is the source of this 3497-nucleotide messenger RNA. It is a transcript of the gene Vps16A, whose product is annotated as vacuolar protein sorting-associated protein 16 homolog. Gene Ontology annotation, cellular component: endosome; lysosomal membrane; cytoplasm. The record is from RefSeq and is a predicted model, not a curated record. Gene Ontology annotation, molecular function: actin binding. The coding region runs from base 121 to 2622 and encodes 833 amino acids. NCBI's taxonomy places the organism in Eukaryota, Metazoa, Arthropoda, Merostomata, Xiphosura, Limulidae. Gene Ontology annotation, biological process: vacuole fusion, non-autophagic; intracellular protein transport; endosomal transport. The transcript has a single exon.
AGGAGUAAGCCUAAACAAUAUGGUGUUAUUGCUAGUGUGUUAAUAGUGGUGUAUCUUUUUUUUUUACUUUUAUUAUUUCAUUUUCAGUGUUUUUUCAGUAAUUGAACAAAGUGACAUUCAAUGACGUUAUUUACAGCAGACUGGAGCCCACUGGGCAAGAAAGAAUAUUACAGAAGAACAGAACUUUAUUCUAUCGAAUGGGGCGAGCAACUUAAUUUAUCAGACUACAUAGUUGCUGCAGGUCAGUUUGGAGGACCCGUAGCUAUUGUACGUGAUGAUAAACAAAUACAGAGAGUCCAAUUCAGUGGAAAGCCAGUUAUAUAUAUAUUCUCGUCAUGUGGGCAGGCAAUAUCGUCAAUUAAAUGGAAAAGUGGCCGCCUGAUUCACAUGGCAUGGUCGUCGACAGAGGAGCUUGUAUGUGUGCAAGACGAUGGUGGUGUUCUAUUAUACGAUUUAUUUGGCAACCAUCAAUCUGCUUUCAGCAUGAGUCAGGAAGCAAAAGAUACAAAGGUUCUUGAAUGUAAAAUUUUUAACGGAAAUUAUGGAACAGGAAUUGCUAUAUUAACUGGAUCAUACAGAAUUUUUUUAACAAACAAUAUUAAGGAUCCCAGAGUUAGAAGAUUAGCAGAAAUACCUGGGCUUGAAGCACCACCUAGUAGUUGGGCAGUAGUAGUAGAAGAUCGUGAGAGUAAAGUUUACGUAGCUUGCGAAGCAUGGCUUUACAGAUUGGAUCAAAGUGAGAGACGUUGCAUACAGAUGAAUCCAAGUUUUGAUUCACCAAUCAAUGCCAUUAUAGAAAUUGCAGUUUCUUGGGAUGGACAACAUAUUGCUUUGUUCUCUGACAGUGGUGCUCUCUGGACUGGAUCCAGUGACUUGGAAAAAAAGUAUUGUGAAUUUGAUACCAAAUGCAAGUCCCGUCCACAGCAACUUGUUUGGUGUGGUACAGGUGCUGUUAUAGGCUACUGGCAAAAUAUCCUGCUUCUAGUCGGUAUGGAAAAAGACUGGAUUAAUUAUGUUAUGGACACCCCUGUUUUUCUUAUACCAGAGUUGGAUGGAGUAAGAAUAAUUGGAAAUAUGACACAUGAAUUUCUGCAGAAAGUACCAGAUGCCGUAUCUGAAAUAUUCCGUAUUGGUUCUUUAGCACCUGGUGCUCUGCUUUUGGAAGCUUCUAAGGAAUUUCAGCGAAAAAGCCACAAGGCAGAUGAAUACAUUCGUAUGAUUCGUGAGAAAGAUCAGUUGGAGAUUGCAGUGCAACAAUGUAUUCAAGCUGCAGCUCAUGAAACUUUACCAACUACUCAGAAAAUGCUCUUACGGGCUGCUUCCUUUGGGAAGUGCUUUGUUCCAGAAAUGGAUUCAGAGACAUUUGUCAAGGUCUGUCAAAAUUUGAGGGUGUUAAAUGCCAUUCGUGACCAUGCAGUUGGGUUGCCACUGAGUUGGAUGCAGUUAGAAUAUUUAACCAUUCCUAUGCUAUUAGAUCGUUUAGUACUUCGCCGCUUGUACUGCUUAGCCAUUCGAAUAUGUCAGUACCUUAAAGUACCAGACAUGCAAGGAGCCAGCCGCAUAUUGAAACACUGGGCAUGUAGCAAAGUGAGACAGACCCAGUUGGAUGAUGACAAGGUUGCUAAACAGAUAGCUAACAAACUGGGAUUUAACCCAGGAAUUUCUUAUUCUGAGAUAGCCACUGAAGCAGUAGAACAUGGACACACACAGCUAGCAAUAAAACUUCUUGAUUUUGAACCUCGGGCUUCAGAACAAGUUCCCUUACUAAUGAAACUAAAGCAAAAUCCUCAAGCUAUGAGUAAAGCAAUUGAGAGUGGGGAUUCAGACUUGGUUUAUUCCGUGAUACUUCAUCUUAGAGACACGAUGACAGCAGGAGAAUUCCAUAUGACUAUCAGAAACUUUCCUGAAGCCUAUUCACUGUUUUUGAAGUUCUGUAAAGAGCAAGAUUUGGAGCGUCUACGAGACAUGUUUUAUCAGGAAGAUGAUUAUGGGAAUGAAGCAAAUUGUCGAGUAAUGGAAAGUUACCUAACAGCCCGUAUCGAACGUCGUAUUAGUUGUUUGAAGUGUGCCUCUGAAGGGUAUAGAAAAGCAAAAAAUGAAUUUAGUGCAACUCAAACUGAAGAUGAAAUCAAGCUCAUAAAAUACCAGACAAAACUUGAAGAAAAGUAUGUUGAACAAAAGUUUUUAGAUCUCUCCCUUCAUCAGACAAUCCAGCAGUUGUUAAUUGAUAAACUACACAAGUUGGCUGAUGAACUUCGAAAGGAAUUUAAAGUUCCAGACAAGAGGUUCUGGUGGCUAAAAAUAACAGUAUUGGCUGAAACUGGAGACUGGCUUGAACUGGAUAAAUUUUCUAAAUAUAAGAAGUCUCCUAUUGGCUAUGAACCUUUUGUUGAUGUGUGUUUAAAGAAUGGCAACAAAUAUGAAGCCCAGAAAUAUGCGAGUAAAGUACGUGAUGAAAAUAAAGUGAAGUACUACAUUAAGGUUGGGCUUCUUGAGGAGGCUGCAAAGGUGGCUUUUGAGCAAAAGAACAAGAUGGCUUUAGAUAUGGUACAGAGUCAGUGUGGAAUAAUGAAUAGGGCUUUGGCGGAGAAAAUUAACUCUAUGAAAGCUCAGCUGGGUUGAAAUAAGUUGGGAUUCUUAAGUAACUAUUUUGACAGAAAUUUAGCCAGGUUCAAUGUCUAUAAACGUACCAAGAAGCUGAAUGUUAUCUUUCUAAUUUAGCUUUGAUUAAUUGAAAGCCCAUGGAAUCUACUUGUUUCAAAGAUUAUAUAUAUAUAUAUAUAUAUAUAGCAGUAAUAAACUGAUGUUUUAGAUUAGCUUACCAUUUAGAAAGUGGGAGCUUGCUGACUUAAAGAUUUCACACACGCUAAAUUAUGUAGAAAACCAGAAACCUUCUUAAGACUUAAGAACUGAUUACAGUAACUUAAUUUUUGUAAUGUAAUUUUUAUUUCCCAAGUAUCAUUUUGAAUUACCCCUCAAAAUUGGCAGAUUAUUACAUAAAAAAUAACUUUCUAUUUUUAAGAUUGAUUUGAAAUUUUUUUUUAAAUAUGAGGGCUGAUGUUAGCCCACAAAAAAUUGUAAUUACUUGUUUUAAAAAAAAUCACAAUUUAAGUUUGAUAUGUAUUGUAUAAAACUAAAAUCCCUCCCAUAAGGUAUUCAAGCCACAGAAACUUUGUAACUGAUUUUCAAUAGAAUUCCAUUAUUCAACAUAAACAUUGCUGAGAAUGUCUGUGUGUUUUACAAGUGGGAAAGGAAGUAGCUGGUUUCUAGAAUGUUCUUUUUUCUUCUUUAAAUGCACUAUUUAUUAGUUCUAGUCUAACAGUUAAAAUUUUUAAGUUGCUAUUUGCUUACAGUGUUUAUACUUUAUUAUAGACGAGGUGUCGUGGUCACUGACUAUCAUUGCUAACAGAAGCCAAACCGUUACUUUUGUAAAAAAUGUAUAUAUUUAAGUGACAGUAGUUAUGUAUUAAUAAAGGAUGACAAAUAUGUACAAAAUA